Molecule: messenger RNA, 4443 nt
Organism: Besnoitia besnoiti
Lineage: Eukaryota; Apicomplexa; Conoidasida; Eucoccidiorida; Sarcocystidae
Exons: 4
Coding region: 1-4443 (1480 amino acids)
Source: RefSeq, a predicted model, not a curated record
AUGCAUGCGCUGCACGGUGCUGCGCCUCUCCUCAGCCGCUUUGCGGCGAGCCCUCGCCGCAUGGCUCUCUGGCGCGGCUCGGCGGGAUGCGCUUCACGCGCAAGCGGAACCGCUGCAGAGACCUCGGGGAGCGAAUGUCGAAGGCGCCAGCCAGUGCGCGAAUCAGAGGACGGAUGUACCGCCGAUACAUCUGAUUCGCCAGGGCUGAGCACUACACCAGUGUCCCGGCACCUGGAUACCGCCGACGCGUCAUCGCGUCCGUCGCUUUCUUCUCACUUGCCCGCCCGCCUCCCAGACGGCUUUCCCGCCGGGCUCGCAUCCGGCGGCUCUGAUGUGACGUCUGUCUGUUGCCGCGACUCUCCUGUACGUUGCUUGACUUCAUCGUUCUCUUCAGGGGCGUCUUCCUUGGUUCUACCUUACCCCUCGUGGAUCUCUCCUCCUCACGUCUCUCUGUCAUUCCCUCCGCGUCUACCGAAGCACCGCGUCUGGCCUACGGCCGCGCUCGCUUCAGCGGGCACGAUUUCGCCAUGCUCCUUUCGCCGGGUCGUGCAGCAGCGCCGCUCUCGCUUUCCGCCGUCUUCUUCCUUUUCCUACCCUCGUCUACACUCUCCGCAGACUCCCUUCAGGUCACCCACGUGGCCUCUUGCGAUCUCGCCGCGCCUUGCGUCCUCGUCAGCCUUCUCUACGCUGACCGGCGCGCCCUCGUCGCCUGUCGCGGAGGGCCGUUUGACUGCGCUUGCGUCGAACCCGGCUCUGCCGUUGCUGCUGUCUUCUCGCUCUGGCUCGUCGUCGUCGUGCUCUUCUGCGACGCUGCCAGUAGUUGCUACCCCGUCUCCUCGCUUGGUGGAGUCCAACUCUUCCGCAUCGACCGGCGGCCUGGCUGGGCCCUUCUGUCCCGUCCGAGUUUCCGAGGCGCGCCUCCGCCUGCUUCAGCUUGCCAGCGAGGCGACGUCGCUUCAUCUCUCCUGCGCAGAUUCCAUAGCGGAUCUGACCGCUUCAGGGCGGGCUGCCAAGCGAGCGUCUUCAGGCUCGCACGCCAGCCUGCCUCCGCCGGACAGGCCUGCGCUGCCCACGCGAAUUGAGGACCUAUCAAAGCAAGCAUUAUCACUCGUCGACGCCGUCGCGGAUUCUUCAAGAUUCGGCGGUGCGAGUGCCUCAGCCGCCGUGGACACAGCAGCGCACCAACCAGACAACACCACGUCACCCGAUGCUCAAGAAUCCGAUGUCUGUUCGCUGCGUGACGAUGUCCUCGACAAACUCAGGGAUGCGGCAGCCUCUGUCCUCCUCCCCGGCCUUGUGGCGCUGCUUCCGCCGUUUGCCUCAAGCAUUUCGGAGUUCGCUACGGCGGACGAGAGUGCGCGGCUUCGUCUCGAGCUCCUCCCUGAAUCGUUGAGUUCGCUGUUGAAGCUCAUGAUUCGGGUGCUGCAGAGUCCGCAGAGAUGGGCAUCUUUGACUGACGACGAGUUUGCAGCAACGGCGCACGCCUUGCGGGUUUUUGGAUGCGUCGACACCUUGACAGCCGCUGCGGCAGCAGACGCGCUUCUCCACGAGAAUCGCCUGCGGCAGGUUAGCCUCCGCCGCCUGGCGGAAAUUGCUUCCUCGCUACUCGAUCAUCACGUUGCUCGUCGCAUUGAGGACACCAGACUCUGCAAAAAUCCUCCAACCGUCCUCCUGAGCAGUCCGUCUCCAGAUGCGUUAAUCCGGCGAGCAGCAAAGGCUGCACAGGCGCGGCUGCUGAGUGAGCGCGACGCGCUGUUGGAUGCUGGGAUCCUCGUGCGCGCCUGGCAGACGGCGGCAUCGCUGUCGGUCCUCUCGCACGCAUCGCACAUCCGCGCAGAAAAGGGGUUCCUUCUCCUUCUUGAGCGCAUGAAGGAGCAGCAGAAAGAGGGAGAAGGCGCUGCUGCCUCUGCCGCUGCGUCUGUGCUGCCAGAGGACGAGCUUGCCGCGCUUCCUCUUGCCCUCGCUGCCGUCGAGACCCCUGAGGAGAGGCUGUUUCUCUGGGCCGCAGAACAGAUGCUUGUGCGUCUGGGGGGACCGAGCUUGCGGCAAAUCCAUCUGGCGCUCGAGGAGUCGCAUGCAGGGGCAAGUGGCAGGGCGGCCGGUUCCACUGAAGACAGGGAAACGCGCCGCCCUGACGGCUGGCACGGGAAGUCUCGGGUGUCGCGGGACGUGCGGACGAGACCGGCGGACGGCCGACGCCCCAGCGGAGCUCUCGGCAGCGGCAGCGGACGCGGCCCUGGAGGGAGCCGCAGCGAGCAAGUGAAGGAGCGCGCGCUGGUGCACAGACUGCUCCACGGGAUGGCACUCUGGGAGCGCAUCGGCCCGCCAGGAAUGCAGCAGCAGGCGCUGCCCGUCUUCUGCCAGGCGAUCCUCUUGCCCUGCCUCCCUCUUCUUCCGUCUACUGUACUUCUCCACCUGCUCGAGGCAGCCACCUCCACGACGCUUGCGACAAGUGUGUCCCGCCGGCCUGCGUUCUACUUCUCUUCUUUCCUGCCGUCCGCGGAAGGUCUCCUCGCCCGGCGCGCCGCGGGCGCGAACCGCCGCGAAGCGAAGCAACGCCUGCGGCAGGUCCUGCAGGAGCGAGAAGACACGCUGAGGCGCCUCGCGGCUGGCGCGCUGGGCCUGCUGCUGCUGGAGUCGAGCAGGCGCGCCCGGUUCGAGAAGGGACAGCUCUUCCGGCUCCUCCGGGCGACGAGACGCUUUGCCGAGGCCCAGAUGCUGCCCAAGCACCAGCGACUUGCACAGCUUCUCAGCGACAAGAGCGACGGUCUCCUAGAGGUUGAGGCAGCGCUCGCUGGAGGCCUUCCGUUACUCUACCGCGAUAUUGCUCUCCAGCUCCGCCUCGUCUCGCGAAGUGCGAUUUUCUUCCCCAGUCGCAGCGGUUCUCUUGUCAACAUGGCUCUGCUGUCGACCCUCCCCGCCUCAAAUGAAAGGCAGAUGCCCGUGUGUGGAGUCGAGCUGGCUAGCGCCGAGCGCGACGGUUGGGUGCCUGUCGCUGCGGGGCGAUCCUCGCUACGCAGUUCCUCGCGGCGGGAGUUGAGCUCGGAGGACCUGUCCGGGGAGAACUCCGUUGAGCGUGCAGCUCGGGCUAUGAUUCAUGCUGCGACAUCCGGUGGAGCGGACGAUAGAGAGAGAGGCAGGCCGUGCCCGAUUGCCACCUCCGAGCUCGUGGACAGUCUUCGAGAUGUCACAGUCCUGACAGGGCUGCUUCCACUGCGGCGUGCGCGUCAGCCGCAUCGUUCAGCGCCGGCUCUAUCGCCUGCGGCCGAGGGCGCAGAAUGGAUAGAUGUGUUGCCUGAAGGGCACUACCUCCUAGAUGUGCUUCAGGAGCUUCUGCCUCUGCUGUCCCUCGCCGUUGCGCCCAUGAAAGCGGCCACGGUAUCUCACUCACCGCAGACCUCGUCGGAAAUCUCCGAGGUGGUCACAAGUUGCUCGGCGUUGUUGCUGCGGCUGGUGGCUUUUUGGAACCUCAAGACGGAACUGGAGCGGUGCUUCGCGUCUCUCGGAUUCGCGGGCGGUCUGCCCAGUGUAGAUCGAGGAAAGCUCGCCUGCUGCCGCCUUCUCGUUCUCCAGCUCGCGUUGCUUUCUUACGACUCACGCGUCGAUCCCCGAGCUGCUGCCUUGGCGCUCCGAGCCCUGCUGGCGUGCCUCCACAGAGUACCGGAUCCGGCGCUAUCGGACCACAUCCUUGUUCACUUGCUGCCCAUCCUUCCUCGUUGUUUCUCCGAAACUGCAAGCGCAAACGGGGACUCGGUUUGCCCUGCGGCGAACGGUGACGCCCGACGCGUAUCCGCUUCCCUGUACCUCGUCCCCGUGGUCUCCGGGUUUCUUCGCCGCGUGAUGGAAGCAACGGCGACAAGCACCGGCGGUGCACAGGCAAGCGGCGGAGACGUUGGCAGCUGCUUACGUGCGUGCAGAAGUGUCAAUUCUGAAGCCGCUGUCGAGGCAGGCGAGCUGCACCCCGACUCAGAUUCAUCUGAUAGCGGCCGCGAGCCACCAGUCAACAGCGCGACCGACGCGCAGUGCUGGCUGAGUACAGAAAAGGGGCUGACGGCCGUCGUGCCCUCCCUUGCUGCCGCUGCGUGGCUCAAUCACCAGUGCGAGCUUCUGUGCGGCGCCAAUGGCUGUGCUCACGAGCCAAACACCGGAGCCGCUGGGGACAGCGCGCGACUAGAUGUAGGUGCUGGGAGCGAAACCCGGUUGCAUGGCUGCCCUGCGGACGCGGCGUUCGUUGCGGAGAUGCACCAAUGCACCUCGAGAGCCUUGCGUGCAGCGAAGCGCCAAUUUCGGCGUCUCCCCUCUCGAGACGUCCGCCUUCUGGAGAUGCAUCUGCGAGAACUUGAGCGAGAGCGCGGCCGCGGGCUACAAAGAGCGGCGAGCGCCUCAUCCCCUUUCAUACAACAGUUGCAAGGCCUCUUGGCGGAUCGAUGGGGCAUCUACUAG